AUGGCGCCGACCUCAAGGACAGACAGGAGACGAUGGAAUCCCCAGGGCGACAUUAAAGACCAGUUCGACGACAACACCGCAAACGCCAAGGAAUCAGUAGGCGAUAUCAACUUGGAGGGAAAAUUAUGGAGAAGGGCGCUUUUGCAACUAUUGGGCCGGGAUGGAGACAAGGAUGAAGACGAGAGUGAAGACGAGAGCGAGGACGAGGAUGAGCAUGGACAUGGGGACGACCGCUCCAAUAUUGGACUUCCUCUCACCAACCCCAUUCCCCAUCCUUCUCUUCCUUCUUUUCCUCCUCCUCCUCCUCUACCACCACUACCAUCAAAUCCACUCUCUGGUCUAUUCCCUCCGCCCAAGUCAAGUCCUCCACCCAAUUCAAAUCCCCCAGGCGCAGCUCCGCCUCCCCAACAGCCUCCCCCGCCCUCAUCUUCUAUUCCCCCUCAAGUAUCUCCCACAGGAGUCACUGGAAAUUUUGGAUCUGCUUCGCCCUCCGCCAACCCUCGCAGAACAACCCUCAGUGCAGCUCUGCCAAAGAGUACGUCUGGUGGUGAUGAUAGUGACGACGAUGACGACGACGAUGACGGAAGCACUACCAGUGGUGCUCCAUCGCCCACCCGAUCUACUUUCUCUAAAUCGACUCGAUCCGUCCUCUCUCUUACAGCCGCCAUCUCGCCUUAUGAGACAUACACAACUGAAGAUGGUGUGCAAAGAUCCAGCAUACGCAGCACCGAGAGCGCAACUCGCUCCCCGACCACAUCCACCACUGCGCCAGCACAGACUCCAGAAACAGCGACGAGAGUAGAGACGGCAAUGACGGGUAUUCCAAGUCCAAAUGGAACGGCAGCUAUAGGACAGGGACAAGAGGCCGCACGCACUUCCAGGCUAAGCCCAGGCGCCGAAAAAGCCGUUAUUGCGUCUGUAACCAUUGGUGGAUUCUUUCUUCUUCUGGUCCUGGCUUUGUUCUUCUGGCGCCGAGCAUCCAAGCGUAAAUCUGCUGGACGAAACAGUACUUGGCCGACCAAUUCCAAUUCGCCCUCCCGCGAGAUCUUCGCCGGCCCUCGGCGCGUUUCCACCAAGUUGGGCGAGAAGUUUACGUCUAUGAAGGCCCAUGAGAUAUUGGAAGGCCCUCGUCGCGUCUCCAACAAAGUGGGCGAAAAUUUUACGUCUAUGAAGGCUCAUAUCCGGUCGGGCUCCUUCGGAUGGUGUAGCAUUAACGAUGACGACGACGACACUCCGAAUGAGAAAUCCGCGGCUCCGGUGGCGGCGAAUGCUGGUGGACUGCUGGAAAGGAGAUUGGGAACUAUGACGCCGCCUCAGCGUGUUACGGUGAAUUCAUAUGGGAUGAUAUUCCGCAAACCGAAGCGCGACUCGAGAUUGUCGGACAUCUUUCAGCCUAGGGGGCAGCAGAGGACGUGGCCCCCUUCUAUACCUCCCUCUCCAGAGGUGCCUCCUUCUCCGGAGGGGAUCAGGAUACCAAUUGUGCGGCCUAAUACGCAGAUGGCGGCGGCGGCACAUUUGGAGAAUGCGAGGAAGAGUGUGAACGCGGGUAUACGGAACAUGCCGCGGACACCGAGGACGCCUUUGCGCCAGAAUAUGCGCAUGAGCGACGUAUCCUCCUUAUCAUCUGGGUUUGGCGACGGGGACAUUGUAAUUAUUGAGCCCCCAAACGCUGCUACUGCUACCAAGACAGCCUACACUGACUCACAUGUUAACGUCAUUGCCGUCAGAAGUAGCCCUGAGAGGAAGCACUUUAGCGACCGAUUCAGCAACCGAAUCUCCCGCGGAGACACGGUCGGGACAAACUCGUCGUCUGAGGACGGGCGACCUCGCUUCCGGUCCAUUUCGUCGUGGGUCGGCCAGCAGUCGCGGCGGGUGAGGCGGGCCGCGGCGAAUAAGAAUGAGGAUGGGGUUCCUGAUGUGCCAGAUGUGCCGCCGGAGCAGGGGUUUGAUAUGAUGAUGCCUGAUGGGCAGGAGCCGAGGAGAGUUGAGUCUUCGAUGUGGAAGACGUAG
Molecule: messenger RNA, 2010 nt
Organism: Trichoderma breve
Lineage: Eukaryota; Fungi; Ascomycota; Sordariomycetes; Hypocreales; Hypocreaceae
Exons: 2
Coding region: 1-2010 (669 amino acids)
Source: RefSeq, a predicted model, not a curated record